GUGCACACAUCAGCAUGGGCGACAACCAACAAUUGACGAGAACAGUGCGGUCGCAUGCAUGUCAAAAAGCGUAUAGAGGGGCAGUGCGGCGUCAGAUCCCGGUGGCCGCUGGACGGAACCUUUUAGCUCGACUGGAAGCUCCGCCUCACUACUUACUUCCCUGCACCUCGUCUUCUUUCUUAUCGUGCAGUGUUCGACUGCAACACGACGCACUUGCCUCUCUCACCCCAUCUUUGAUUGCAACAUCAUACAGACAUGGAUCCCCUCCUUAAUAACCGGAUGCGCAUCUGGAGCACGUUCCAAGCCUACCUUCGAAGUGCCCCAUCUACGUCGUCAGACACUCUCAGCGACGAGUCAUGGUCUGAAGACGACCGCUCUCAACCCGACUCCGGGGAGACAGACACGACAACGCCCGUCGAAGAAAACGCACCGGCUCCACAAGCGGACACCAAACCAGAGCCAGUCGAUCCACCAGCAUCCGACAGUCUCCCAGAACCAUCGUUGCCUCGCUAUCUCGUGUACCCCGUCUACACGGUGCCUACCACGACAAGCCCUGCUACCCAGACGGGACUCUGCCUCCCCAAAACAGAGGAAAUCCUCGUUACCAGCACUUACGAACAGAUACCCCUCGAGACACCGAUCGCAUCGUCCCCACCCAACGACACCACCCCGCGCACCUUCACCGUUCACGCGCACCCCUGGUACGACGCAGUCGUCCCACCCGAACCAGCGGCCAUCGGUCCCAAAACGAUCAUCAUCAAAAUCAGAGUCAUCCUCUUCAUCCUCGGCAUCUUCGUUUACAUCGCCCUCCGGGUCCUUUGUGCGGCCUUUCGACGCGUGAGGCGGGCGUGGCGGAGGCGUCACGAGGCCUACGAGGAUCACGUUGCGGAGGAUCACGGCCGUGACGUUGGGCGAGAUGCGGGUUUGCAGCCUAUGCUCAAUCCGCAUCUGAACCGUUGGUGACGGGGGAAAGCACUGCAUGUGGAAACAGAGCAAAACAUGUCCAGUCGUAUAGCGAGGAUGGCGGGCCGAGGCGUUGUAUGCGGCCGACCCGGAGACUUGCCGAAGCGCUGUCCUCGGUUGAGUCGUUCUUGUGCACCUCAAGCAUGCAUGACAAGAGACGUUGUUAGCAGCUGCAGGGCACAAUCAAUCUGGGUUGUGGAGGUCUUGCCGAAAGGGAAAGGGUACUCAGGUGACAUGGAACCAUGGACUCGGAUGCGGUACAAUGACAUUUGUACGCGGGCACCUUGUAUAUCCCGAUGCUUGUACCGCUAUACAGGAUACCCUAUAUAUUGCGUGGUUGCCUGAAUUCAGUCACUCACCUGCGCUCUAUA
Rhodofomes roseus is the source of this 1334-nucleotide messenger RNA. RefSeq lists its product as uncharacterized. The transcript has 3 exons. Lineage: Eukaryota; Fungi; Basidiomycota; Agaricomycetes; Polyporales; Fomitopsidaceae. Bases 256 to 963 code for a protein of 235 amino acids. The record is from RefSeq and is a predicted model, not a curated record.